This is a messenger RNA of Anoplophora glabripennis (Asian longhorned beetle), 744 nucleotides long. RefSeq names its product pupal cuticle protein G1A-like. The transcript is spliced from 2 exons. NCBI's taxonomy places the organism in Eukaryota, Metazoa, Arthropoda, Insecta, Coleoptera, Cerambycidae. The record is from RefSeq and is a predicted model, not a curated record. Bases 1 to 744 code for a protein of 247 amino acids.
AUGGCUUUCAAAUUCGUCGUACUCGCAGCUGUUCUCGCCUACGCCAACGCUGGCAUCAUCGGCGCCCCAGCUGUCGCAACGUAUUCUGCAGCUCCAGCCGUGAGCACCUCGUACUUCCAACAAGCUUCAGCCCCAGUCGCUUUGGCCCAUGCCGCCCCUGUAGUCUCCACUUACGCAGCUGCUCCAGUCGCAGUUCACGCCCCAGCUAUCGGCGCUUCCCACCAAAGCGUAGAACGCUCACUAGGAGGCGCCCAGUCUGUAUCUCACUACUCCAAAGCCGUGGACAGUGCCUUUUCCAGCGUGAGGAAAUUCGACACCCGUAUCACCAACGAUGGUCUUAGGUACGCUGCCCCUCUUGCUGUAGCCCAUGCUGCCCCUGUGGUAACUAAGGCUGUUGCCCCAGUAUUUACCCAAUACGCUGCCCCAGCUGUGGCUCACGCUCCAGUGGUGUCAACUUACGCUGCUCAUGGCCCAGUUGUAUCAACCUAUGCUGCUCACUCUCCAGUGGUCUCAACCUACGCAGCCCACUCUCCAGUGGUCUCAACCUACGCAGCCCACUCUCCAGUGGUCUCAACCUACGCAGCCCACUCUCCAGUGGUCUCAACCUAUGCUGCUCAUGCUGCCCCAGUUGUGUCUGCCUACUCUGCCGCCCCUGUAGUAUCCAAGACCGCUGUCGCUUAUUCCCCAGCUGCCGUUGUGUCUCAUGCUUCCUUCACCGGACUUGGAGCUUCCUACGCCUGGUAA